AGAACAUACCUUCCACUCUUCUCCAAGACCAUGAGAACCAGCGACUCUUCGAGAUGCUUGGACGGAAAUGUUGGACGCUGGCCACUGCGGUUGUUCAGCUGUACCUGGCGCUGCCCCCUGGAGCCGAGCGGUGGACCAAGGAGCAUUGUGGGGCUGUGUGUUUCGUGAAAGAUAACCCCCAGAAGUCCUACUUCAUCCGCCUUUAUGGCCUUCAGGCAGGCCGGCUGCUCUGGGAACAGGAGCUGUACUCACAGCUGGUCUACUCCACUCCCACCCCCUUCUUCCACACCUUUGCUGGAGAUGACUGCCAAGCGGGGCUGAACUUUGCCGACGAGGGUGAAGCCCGGGCCUUCCGGGCCCUGGUGCAGGAGAAGAUACAGAAAAGGAAUCAGAGGCAAAGUGGAGACAGACGCCAGCUACCCCCACCACCAGCACCAGCCAGUGAAGAAAGAAGAGGAGGGCUCCCACCUUUGCCCCCACCCCCAGGUGGAGACCAAGGAGGUCCAGCAGCUGGCCCACUGUCCCUGGGGCUGGUAACAGUAGACAUUCAGAACCCGGACAUCACAAGUUCACGAUAUCGUGGGCUCCCGGCACCUGGGCCUGGCCCAGCUGAUAAGAAACGCUCAGGAAAGAAAAAGAUCAGCAAGGCUGAUAUUGGUGCGCCCAGUGGAUUCAAACAUGUGAGCCACGUGGGGUGGGACCCCCAGAAUGGAUUUGACGUGAGUAACUCUAAAGUCCCCUGGACCCCACUCAACUCCCACCUACCCUUUCAUAAUCUACCAAUCAGACCUAUCCCCAGAACCCACCCUUCCCACACCCAUCUCGGUUCCUUCUCUGGGGUGGACUCAGUGAUAAUCUGUGCCCCUUCCCUCCCCACCUUAUUUGCCCACCCCUUUCCUGGACUUUUUCCUCCUGGGCAGGUAAACAACCUGGACCCAGAUCUGCGGAGCCUGUUCUCUAGGGCAGGAAUCAGUGAGGCCCAGCUCACUGAUGCUGAGACCUCUAAACUUAUCUAUGACUUCAUUGAGGACCAGGGUGGGCUGGAAGCUGUGCGGCAGGAGAUGAGGCGCCAUGAGCCACUUCCACCACCUCCACCGCCAUCUCGAGGAGGGAACCAGCCCCCCCGGCCCCCUACUAUGGGGAGUAACAAGGGUCGUUCUGGUCCACUGCCCCCUGUACCUUUGGGAGGUGCUCUGCCCCCACCAACUCCCCGGGGCCCCCCACCCCCAGGCCGAGGGGGCCCUCCACCACCACCUCCUCCAGCCACAGGACGUUCUGGACCACCACCCCCUCCGCCCCCAGGAGCUGGGGGUCUGCCCCUGCCGCCGCCACCACCACCGCCACCACCACCACCACCCAGCUCUGGGGAUGGGCCAGUCCUUCCCCCACCCCCCCCUUCUCUGGGGCCUGUGGGGGGCCUGGCCCCUGGUGGGGGUCGGGGGGCACUUUUGGAUCAAAUCCGGCAGGGAAUUCAGCUGAACAAGACCCCUGGGUCCUCUGAGAGCUCUGCACUGCAGCCACCACCUCAGAGCUCAGAAGGGCUGGUAGGAGCCCUGAUGCACGUGAUGCAGAAGCGAAGCAAAGCCAUCCACUCCUCAGAUGAAGGGGAGGACCAGGCUGGAGAUGACGAUGAGGAUGAUGAGUGGGAUGACUGAGUCACCACCAUCCCCACCUAUUCAGUGCUCCCUCCCCUUGGCAGCCACUGCUCCCUGCUUUCCUCUUUUGGCUUCCAGGCCCCCAAGGUCCAUUUCUUCCCCACCAACCGCUAAUGAUAUUAUCUCUGACUGACCCCCACACUCACCCUAGCAAUAGCCAGGGCCCUUUUUAUACAAAUUUCUCAGUUCUCCUCACUCAAAGAUUUUUAAAC
Messenger RNA from Pteropus alecto (black flying fox), 1867 nucleotides. It is a transcript of the gene WAS, whose product is annotated as Wiskott-Aldrich syndrome. Bases 54 to 1655 code for a protein of 533 amino acids. The transcript is spliced from 11 exons. Gene Ontology annotation, molecular function: microtubule binding; actin binding. Lineage: Eukaryota; Metazoa; Chordata; Mammalia; Chiroptera; Pteropodidae. The record is from RefSeq and is a predicted model, not a curated record. Gene Ontology annotation, cellular component: cytoplasm. Gene Ontology annotation, biological process: actin filament organization.